AUGAAGACGCUGAGCUGCUCUAUCCAGAUGUGCCCCAUGCUCAAAGUGAGUAGAUCAACGCUGUGGAUGCAGGAGCAGAUGGCUGAUGAAGCUGCAGUAGAGGAAGAUGAUACCAAGGAUGGCGCAGCUGAUGAGGUUGGAGUAGAUGUUAAAGAGCUAGCAGCUGGGGCUAUUGAGCAGAUGGCGGCGGUUGAGCAGACUGGGGCCGUGGUCGGCGCAGUUGAUCAGGAGGCAACUGAGGAGGUAGUUGGCCAAGGGUCACCUGCCGGAGUCCUCUAG
Molecule: messenger RNA, 279 nt
Organism: Prunus armeniaca (apricot)
Lineage: Eukaryota; Viridiplantae; Streptophyta; Magnoliopsida; Rosales; Rosaceae
Source: the annotation of a GenBank genome assembly